GACAGUCUGUUGAUUAGACCGAGUUUCUCUGGUUACUUUCAUAUGACUGUAUACCUAUUUUGAAUGAUCACACCAUGAGAUCUUUUAUCUGUUGUAGCACACUAUUAAUUAUUAUGGCUUUGCUGGUUUCGGGAAUUUCAGCUGAUGUUUAUCGUCGCCCCUCCAAAGUGAUCACCAGCUGCUGCAAGGCUGUCUCUAGAAGCAGGAUCCCAUACAACAUCAUUAGCUAUAAAGUACAAAAUGCUCUGACACCUUGUGUAAAAGCUGUAAUAUUUUAUACUAAAGAAGUUGGUGCAGUUUGCUCCAAUCCCGAUGCCAAAUGGGUAAAAGAGAAAAUGAAAGAGUUACCACAGGCUGAUGACAAUGUCUGAUUGAAGAGACUUUGACUUUUUAAGUUUCAGUGCCUGCCUUAACUGAUAGCCAUUAAAAUGUCUGGCAGAUCAUCUUCAUUGAAACUUGAAACUGAAGCUUCCCAUUGACUCAGCAGUGAAUGUCUUUGACAGAAAAUGAACUUCAUAAAAUAUUUUCUUGAAGUUAAAAAAGAAGGCUGAUUUCACAAUAAAAAUAAUGUAUUACAUGUUUUAAAUGCA
Molecule: messenger RNA, 590 nt
Organism: Polypterus senegalus (gray bichir)
Lineage: Eukaryota; Metazoa; Chordata; Cladistia; Polypteriformes; Polypteridae
Product: eotaxin-like
Exons: 4
Coding region: 75-371 (98 amino acids)
Biological process (GO): cellular response to tumor necrosis factor; chemokine-mediated signaling pathway; positive regulation of ERK1 and ERK2 cascade
Cellular component (GO): extracellular region
Molecular function (GO): chemokine activity; CCR chemokine receptor binding
Source: RefSeq, a predicted model, not a curated record